Molecule: messenger RNA, 1600 nt
Organism: Callorhinus ursinus (northern fur seal)
Lineage: Eukaryota; Metazoa; Chordata; Mammalia; Carnivora; Otariidae
Source: RefSeq, a predicted model, not a curated record
CGGAGCUCGGUCUCUCCCCAGCAAGUUCUCAGCCGCUCCCGGUUCAGACCCAACCAGGGAGCCGCGAGCGGGGCUCACCAUCCCCCGAAGGGCAGCACUCCGGGGCAGUCGAGCGCUCCCGCGCGUGUCGGGCGCUCCGAGUCCCCGCAGCCGGAGAGGGGCCAGGACUCUAGAGCUCCGGGGGUGCCUGUGGAAUCCAGCGCCUCUGGCUUCCCGGGUCCCCCGCAGCAGAGCCCCAGAGACUUCCCCAGCCCGGGACCGCCGAGGAACAAGAUUGAGAUCAAGAACCCACUGCAACUACCACAAUGGGCAGCAAAACCUUGCCAGCGCCGGUGCCCAUUCACCCAUCCCUGCAGCUCACCAACUACUCCUUCCUUCAGGCAGUGAAUGGCCUGCCCACGGUGCCCUCGGACCACCUGCCCAACCUGUAUGGUUUCAGUGCCUUGCACGCCGUGCACCUGCACCAGUGGACGCUGGGCUACCCCGCCAUGCACUUGCCGCGCUCCUCUUUCUCCAAAGUGCCGGGCGCCGUGUCCAGCCUGGUGGACACGCGCUUCCCACUGCCUGCCUUUCCCUGGUUUCCUCAUGUAAUCCAGCCUAAGCCUGAGAUCACCGUUGGAGGCAGCGGCCCCUCCGCACUCAAGACCAAGCCACGCUUUGAUUUUGCCAACCUGGCUUUGGCUGCCACGCAGGAAGAUCCAUCCAAGCUUGCCCGGGGGGAGGGUCCUGGGUCCCCCGCUGGUGGGCUGGGUGCUCUCCUGGAUGUAACCAAGCUGUCCCCAGAAAAGAAGCCCACAAGGGGACGCCUGCCUUCCAAGACCAAGAAGGAGUUCGUCUGCAAGUUCUGUGGCCGCCACUUCACCAAGUCCUACAACCUCCUUAUCCAUGAGCGGACACACACCGAUGAGCGGCCCUAUACCUGUGACAUCUGCCACAAAGCCUUCCGGAGGCAAGACCACUUACGGGACCACAGAUAUAUUCACUCCAAAGAGAAGCCUUUCAAGUGUCAGGAGUGUGGGAAAGGAUUCUGCCAGUCCAGGACUCUCGCUGUCCACAAGACGCUACACUCACAGGUGAAGGAGCUCAAAACCUCCAAGAUCAAAUGCUAAAGAGAGCCUCCGGGUCACCAGCACCCUGGGUCACGCUGCCCCUUCCUCCAGAGGGACCUGAAGCCGAAGGCGACUCCGGCGGGCAGCGGGAGGGGUUCCCGGGACCUUUCCCUAUCCCAAACUUGUCCCCUGGGUCCCGGGCGCACGCGGAACUCGAGAGCCCCGCCCCGAGCCGUGACCCCAGCCACCCGGGCGGCUCCCCCAGGACGCGGCUAAAGUCUUGGCCAAAAGGCGGUACUCACGUGGCGGAAGGGAAACUGCAUUUAAAAAAAGAAGGAACGCUCCGCGGAGCCGCAGCGGCGCCUCUCCCAGAAGUAUUACUUUUUCUAUUGUUAUUUUAUACGUUUUCUUUAUUAUUUUUUUUCUUUGACUAUAUAAGCUUGUAACUCUGCCUGCGGAGAGAGAGGGGAGAGGGAAAGAAGUUCUGCGCGUUCGCAGCUUUCACCCCCUCCUCCCGUCCCCAUCCCCACCCCCGGGAGCCUGCAAAAGUG